Arachis duranensis is the source of this 1428-nucleotide messenger RNA. Its product is annotated as protein WALLS ARE THIN 1. Gene Ontology annotation, cellular component: plasma membrane. Gene Ontology annotation, molecular function: transmembrane transporter activity. The record is from RefSeq and is a predicted model, not a curated record. NCBI's taxonomy places the organism in Eukaryota, Viridiplantae, Streptophyta, Magnoliopsida, Fabales, Fabaceae. Bases 259 to 1353 code for a protein of 364 amino acids. The transcript has 6 exons.
UUUUAAUUUGGAAACACAGAUUUCAUUCCAGAUGGUAAAGAGCAAGUUGGGAAGUCCACAUAUAUUUUGUUUUUCCUUAAUUGGGUGGAUGAAUCACUGUGACCCAGAUGGGAAUAUCACCCUUUCCCUUCAUCUUGGUCAACCAGUUCUAGAUAUGAAGCCUACCACAACCACAAGACCAUCAAUAACACUGAACUCUCACUCCUUCUCAUCCUAAAUCAAGCAUCUGCACUGCUUCUCUUUGAGGAUCUGAAAGCAAUGAAUAUGGUGCCUGAGAGAGCUAGGCUACACUUAGCCUUAACCUUCCUACAAUUUUGUCAUGCUGGACAUCAUAUAAUAGUGAGAAUUGCUCUCAACAUGGGUUUAAGCAAGCUAAUCUUCCCAGUAUAUAGAAACAUUACCGCCCUCGUUCUUCUGGCUCCUCUUGCUUAUUUUUCAGAGAAGAAAGACAGGCCACCGCUAACCGGUUAUUAUAUGAUGCAAUUUUUCCUACUUGGACUAGUUGGAAUAACCAUAAAAGAAGGAUGUUACCUAGUGGGUCUAGAUAACACAUCGCCCACGUUUGCAUCUGCUAUGCAAAACUCAGUUCCAGCCUUAACUUUUCUGAUGGCUGCAGUACUAAGAUAUGAGAGUGUGCACUUGAAUAGGCUAGAUGGUUUUGCUAAGGUUCUUGGAGUAGUUGCUUCUGUUGGAGGAGCAUCAAUCAUCACUCUUUACAAGGGACCUACCAUCUAUGCUCCAUAUUCAACAUUGAAUCAUAAACAAUCAUUGUCUAUGUUGGGGGAUGCCACAGGAAAGAACUGGAACUUGGGUUGCAUCUGUCUCUUUGGUCACUGCUUAUGUUGGUCUGCUUGGAUUGUAAUGCAAGCAUCUGUUCUCAAAAAGUACUCUUCCCCACUCUCGGUUUCUGCCUUUACUUGCUUCUUUGGUAUCCUGCAAUUUGCAACAAUUGCAGCGUUUUUCGAGAGAGAUUACAAGGCCUGGCAAUUCAAUUCUAGUAGUGAAAUCUACAGUGUCUUGUAUGCGGGACUAGUGAGUUCAGGGAUAGCAGCAGCAAUACAGAUAUGGGCUAUUGCUAAGGGAGGACCAGUGUUUGCUUCAAUUUAUCUACCUUUACAGACAUUAAUGGUAGCCUUGAUGGCAUCCAUUCUUUUAGGGGAAGAAUUCUUCUUGGGAGGGAUUAUUGGAGCUUUAUUGAUUAUAACAGGCUUAUACCUUGUUGUGUGGGGAAAAAGUGAAGAAACAAAAUAUGGCAAAGAGGUCAUAGCCCCUAUGGAGUCCAAGAAUCAUGGUGAAGGAAUUUGUGACAAUGCUUCCAUCAUCCAACCUUUGAUUCUUACCCAAAACACUUAGAGUUUUACGUGGGAAAGAAUAUAAAUCCACAAGGAAAACUGUAAUUGUUUCAUUUAGUGAAACCAAAUUUUACAA